Messenger RNA from Priapulus caudatus, 3722 nucleotides. RefSeq names its product LIM and SH3 domain protein Lasp-like. The record is from RefSeq and is a predicted model, not a curated record. Gene Ontology annotation, cellular component: focal adhesion. NCBI's taxonomy places the organism in Eukaryota, Metazoa, Priapulida, Priapulimorpha, Priapulimorphida, Priapulidae. Gene Ontology annotation, molecular function: actin filament binding.
UUUCUUUACCACGUGAUAUAAACUUUCGCCAUGUUUGAUGUGUAAGGUUGGUUUUUGGGAGUGACAUCCUAACAAUUCAGCGUCUGCCAAUCUUUUGGACUCCUGCAUAGUGUGUAGAACGUUGUCUAAAUUACGCGUUGAUAGUUUAGCUACAGAAAAUGAAUAAGAAGUGCGACAAGUGCCUGAAAACAGUCUAUCCGACUGAAGAACUGAAAUGUUUGGAUAAGACAUGGCACAAGGCAUGUUUCAAAUGCACAGUCUGCAACAUGACGUUAAAUAUGAAGAAUUAUAAAGGAUAUGACAAACACCCUUAUUGCAAUGCGCACUAUCCAUCCACUAAGUUCACGCCGAUCGCAGACACGCCCGAGAACAGGAGGCUCGCAGAAAAUACGAAAAUACAGAGUAAUGCUGAAUAUCAGAAUAUCAAGGAUAAGAAAGAUCAAAUGGAACAACUUAGGCCAACACAGGAAGAAAAACAGCGAGCUAAGAAGGCGUAUGCGUCGGGUCACGGUGGACAGCAGAUGGUGCAGCAGCAGCAGCCUCAUCAGCAGCACCACCAGCAGCAGCAGCAGCAGCACCACCCGCAGCAGCAGCAGCACCACCAGCAGCAGCAGCAUCAGGCGCCUCACGCUCAGGCACCAAGUAUGCGUCAAAACGUUAUUUACAACUCUGGUGAUGGGCAAGUGCGUCACCACCCGCAGCAGUCGCGCGUCGGCGCAAUCGUGGAUUACGACCCCGUCAAUGAACACCACAGCUCCCAGGCUGCAGGCUACAGCCCCGCCUCACACGGAGCUCCAGCACAGUCGGUGUUCCGCGCCAUGUAUGACUACGAGGCGGCCGACACGGACGAGGUGUCCUUCAUCGAGGGAGACCGCAUCGUCAACGUGAAGCGUAUUGAUGCCGGAUGGGUGAUAGGCACCGUCGAGCGUUCAGGUCAUCACGGCAUGCUUCCCGCUAACUACGUCGAGGAGGUCAAAUACUGACCGCUGCGGCCGCCGCACGCCACGCAGCCGUAGUCGCGACGACGGGGCGCGGUCGUCACGGCGACGCAGCAUGAUUGUAUGAUGACGGAGCACGGUCGUCAUGACGAUGGAGCAUAAUCGUCGUGACGACGGAGCACUGUCGUCACGGCGACGGAGCACGGUUGUCACGGCGACGUAGCACGGUCGUCACGACGACUAAGCUCGGUUGUUGCAGCGACGGUGACGUGAUGCGGUUGUCAUGACGAUUGGGCGCAGAAGUCGCAGCGACAGAACACCGUUGUCGUGACAGCAAAGCAUGGUAGUCAUGACAACGGAACGCUAGUGUUAGGAGACGUUAGCCAGCGCUGCUGUUAUGUAAUUGUAAUUAUGCACCGCCACUGAAUUGUCACGAAUUUUUGGUUGCUACCGGAGGGCACUGCAGGGACGUUAUGAUGUUAGGGGUCACCAAUAGGGUCACCACUAAGGUCACUACUAAGGUCACCUCUAGGGUCACCACUAAGGUCACCACUAAGGUCACCACUAGGAAUCACCACUGGGGUCACCACUAAGGUCACCACUAGGAGUCACCACUGGGGUCACCACUAAGGUCACCACACUGGGAUACAAGGGUCUGACUCCACGGGGUUGGGGUGGGGGAGAUUUCCACAUCAACUACUGUACAUGCUGUAUAUUUGACGCUGUGGUUUGAUUUUCGCGAAUUUUGCGAACGCGUCUCUGUCUGCGAAAAUAACAACACGCGAAUAAUUCAUGCCGAAUAAUACCGAAUAAUUCAUAAUUCACCGAUCGCGAAAUUGUCCGUCAAGUCUGAAUUCGCAAAAAAUAUCUGUACGACGUACGAAAAAAUAUGGCGGAUACAGUACAUUCGCAUGUAGAGGGCGCCACCGUGCGGUCGUGGUGAGAGGAGCUAUUCCACGGGUUUAAGUAUUGUCCUUUGAGCGUUUUUCAUCAUUGAGACGGUAACGAUACAUUCCAAGUAUUUCAAAUAUUCCAAGUUUGAGCAAAAGCAGCGCGACGCGUUUAGCGAUUUCAUUUCAGAGCAUUCCCAUCGUCUUCGAAGAUUCUUCGAUCGUCGUCUGUCGUUCAAAAUAUAUUGCCUGCUAAGUACGAUGAACAUACGUAAUCGUGUGUUUUGAUGAACGUACGUAAGCACGUGUUCCGAUGAACAUAUGUAAGCGUGUGUUCCGAUGAGCGUACGUAAGCACGUGUUCCGAUCAACAUAUGUAAGCGCGUUCCGAUGAACUUACGUAAGCGCGUGUUCCGAUGAAUGUACGUAAGCACGUGUUCUGAUGAACAUAUCUAAGCGCGUUCCGAUGAACGUAUGUAACCGUGUGUUUCGAUGAACGUACGUAAGCGUGUUCUGAUGAACAUACGUAAGCGCGUGUUCUGAUGAACGUACGUAAGCGCGUGUUCUGAUGAACGUACGUAAGCACGUGUUCCGAUGAACGUACGUAAACAUGUGUUCCGAUGAACGUACGUAAGCGCGUGUUCCGAUGAACAUACAUAAGCGCGUGUUCCAAUAAACGUACAUAAGCACGUGUUCCGAUGAACGUAUGUAAGCACGUGUUCCGAUGAACAUACGUAAGUGUGUGUUCCGAUGAACGUACGUAAGUGUGUGUCCCAAUGAACAUACGUAAGUGUGCGUUCCGUUGAACGUACGUAAGUGUGUGUUCCGAUGAACGUACGUAAGUGUGUGGUCCGAUGAACGUACGUAAGUGUGUGUUCCGAUGAACGUACGUAAGUGUGUGGUCCGAUGAACGUACGUAAGUGUGUGUUCCGAUGAACGUACGUAAGUGUGUGUUCCGAUGAACGUACGUAAGUGUGUGUUCCGAUGAACGUACGUAAGUGUGUGUUCCGAUGAACGUACGUAAGCACGUGUUCGUGUUAAGUACCACCAACCAGGCUGGAUGUAACAGAAGCUAUAUUUUGCAAGCCCCGAUGAUUCCAUAAUUUACUUGUAUAAAAUCGUGUAUAUUAUAAUAAAAUGCUGUGUUUUAAAAUCCACUCGGGAUCGUACGACGAACGAAUUAACGAAUAGUCGGCCAUCUUUCUUACGGAAUUGUAACUUUUCGAUCGUAAAGUCUUUAGUAACCUCGUAAAUAUCAGUCUUCAAGGUUCAAGGGACUAUAUCGAAACCUGGUAGCCCUACGUAGUGAUGAGGAUUAAGGAAUAAUUGUAGGAAUCGAACGAUCAGCAGAGAAUAUUUACGAUCGAGAGCGAAUAGAAUUGUAGAAUUGUAGUUUGCGGUUGUUUACGGUUGGCCGACGUAACUAUUUGGAUGGAUAUGUGGAAAUAGGGUAGUAUUAUAAACGCAUGUACGUGGUACAUGACCAAGCCAGAGCAUAACGGCGCCUGGGGGCGGGGGACUACAAAAAUGGUAAUGUAAUGUAAAUUAUGUAGUCGCUAUGUGUGUAAUAUUAUGGUCUGUAUACCUUUGAUAUGCAGUUUUUUAAUGUUAUUUUCGAGCAUGCCCAGCGUAGGCGUUCUUCCUCCCCCCCUACGUUGUUACAGCGGUAAAGGAAGAUUGCCUGUAAUGAUGUCUCAUUAACUCGACAUAAUAUGCUAAUGUUACACUAGUACCAUGAGUACGAAACUGCGUAGCGGUGUAAAGACUCUCCCUCUAGUUAAUAAAUGUACAUUCCCUGAUCGAGAGCUAUAUAUUGGGUCUUCACAUGACAUCACUUGAGAAAAUGAUUGUAAAAUUUAAUCUCUACAAAAAUUAUAACAUUUCUUUCAAGCCCA